Messenger RNA from Corythoichthys intestinalis (scribbled pipefish), 10761 nucleotides. It is a transcript of the gene ppp2r5cb, whose product is annotated as protein phosphatase 2, regulatory subunit B', gamma b. The transcript is spliced from 14 exons. Gene Ontology annotation, cellular component: protein phosphatase type 2A complex; cytosol; nucleus. NCBI's taxonomy places the organism in Eukaryota, Metazoa, Chordata, Actinopteri, Syngnathiformes, Syngnathidae. Gene Ontology annotation, molecular function: protein phosphatase activator activity. The record is from RefSeq and is a predicted model, not a curated record. Gene Ontology annotation, biological process: signal transduction; protein dephosphorylation. Bases 7059 to 8636 code for a protein of 525 amino acids.
ACCCAACACCGAAGCCCAAAUCUAAAGCUAUAAAUCACCCGGACGCUUUACAUAACCCAGGAUUUUCCUUUAAUGAUGCAGUCAAACAGCCUGCCCUUAAAUUCUGACUUAAUCUCUGCUACUGUCCGUUUGCUCCCUCCAUGUCCAUCUGAAUCGCGGAGCUGGAAAAAAGAUGUUUGAAUCUCGUUACACAGAUGUGCGGGCUUUCACUCAAACAUCCGCGUCAUCCUCAUUUUCAUAUUGAGCUGAUGACACACGGAAACAAACACCGGGGGUUAGGGGGAUGGGGUGGAACGUACAAGGCAUUGACUUUGCACUGGAUUUAUUCCAAGCAUCUAUAUUUAGUGGUAAUCCAGAUAAAGCUUUAAUUCCGCAGGACCUCGUUGCGCAAUGUUAGCCGGUGAGCAGAUAAGCGACGCUUUCAGACGUGCCACUCUCCCUUCAUUCGUCAUACUGGUUGAAAAAAAUUCAGGCAGGUACCUGUGGACUAUGGACCUAAAUGUUGCCAAAUAGGGACAUGUAUCUGCAUACUGUAUGCAUUACUAGCCUGACUAUUAGCAGAAGUUCUGCAAACUCGGUGCUGUAUUGCUAUCUCUUAAGUUAUACAAUGUCUUCCUCGAUGAGCUAUUAGCACAGAAUGUCAUAACGUCACAAUCAAUGCAGCUUUAACCGCUCACUCUUUUCUGGUUUGUUUACUCCCACCUUUGCCAUUCAUAUUCUCGAGUUUCCAGCCGAGUCUGAGGCUUCAUAAACACUAUUUCUGGUCCCAAAAGCAACACAAACAAAACAUGAAUAAUAUAUAAUGUUCCAUUAUGCACAUCCUCAUCCAAUUUGGGAAAUGCUAAAACAGCACAGCUUUCUCUUCAAUCUCCACCAGGAACCUGUCUGCCUAGGUGUUCCCCCAUCACUUUCAUAUAGAUCACAUUUUCUCAUACCUGUAUAUUGUGCAUAAAAAAUCCCUGCAAAAGACAUUCAUUCAGGUUGAGGCUUUUAUUUGUACAAAAACAUUUUUAUAUUUCUUAAAGCCAUUACAAUCUAAGUAGAGCAGGUUUUGUAGUUAAGAAGUUUUUUGCGACACAUGGUGGGCAGCCAUAGUAAUGUUACUUAAAAAAAAAAAAAAAAAAAAUUAAAAGGUAUCUCUUUGGGCGGCACGAUGGUAAAGUGGUUAGCAUGUCCACCUCACAGUUCUGAGAUCAAGGGUUAAAUCCCGGGCUCCGGCCUUUCUGUGUGGAGUUUGCAUGUUCUCCCUAUGCUUGCGUGGGUUUUCUCCGGGUACUCCUGUUUCCCCCCCACAAAAAUAUGUAUGGUAGGCUGAUCGAACACUCUUAAAAAUUGGCACUGUGAGUGUGUGCGCGAAUGGUUGUUCGUCUCCUUGUGCCCUGUGAUUGGCUGGCAAACGAUUCAGGGUGUACACCGCAUCCUAGGGAUGCAAUGAUACAGUUAAGUCAGGUUCGGUACGAUUUCGAUAUGAGGGACACGAUAUUCGAUUCGAUUCAAUACAUUUAAUGUUCUGAAACAAAAAAUACAGGUGUUAUUUAUUUACUUAUUUAUCUUAAGGCUGUCAAACGAUUAAAAUUUUUAAUCGAGUUAAUCACAGCUUAAAAAUUAAUCGUAAUUGAUCGGAAUUCAAACCAUCUGUAAAAUAUGCCAUAUUUUUCUGUAAAUUAUUGUUGGAAUGGAAAGAUAAGACUGAUAUAUACAUUCAACAUACUGUACAUAAGUACUGUAUUUGUUUAUUAUAACAAUAAAUCAACAAGAUGGCAUUAACAUUAUUAACAUUCUGUUAAAGCGAUCCAUGGAUAGAAAGACUUGUAGUUCUUAAAAUAUAAAUGUUACUACAAGUUAUAGAAAUUUAUAUUAAAACCCCUCCUAAUGUUUUUGUUUUAAUAAAGUUUGUAAAAUUUUCAAUCAAAAAUAAACUAGUAGCUCGCCAUUGUUGAUGUCAAUAAUAACUAUGGUGCUGAAACCCAUAAAAUCAGUCACACUCAAGCGCCAGCAGAGGACGGCAAAACACCAAAAAACACAAGUAACAAGUGGAAAUGAGACUUUGCUGUACAUUUAAUCUGUUUGAGCGGGGCAUGUGCGUUAAAUGUGUCAAAUAUUUUAACUUGAUUAAUUAAAAAAAAUAAUUAACGUCCGGAACGUGAUAAUUUUGACAGCCCUAAUUUAUUCAUUUUAUUUUGCUAACAAGCAAAAAUAACAAUGCCAUCAUAUAAACAUGCAUUUUAGUGCAUGAUAUUUAUGUGCUUGCUUCUUACUGAUCUGAAGAAAUUUUGUAUAAAAGUGCUGUUUGUAAAGUGAAGAAGAGCACACUGUUGAUUGCUACAGCUCUCUUAGCAGCUAGGUUUACCACAUGACCAAAAUAUCCUAUUUGUGGUAUGAGUCCAUCUGUGUCACGUACUGAAUUAGCAUUAUCUAUAGUCACUGACAUGGAUUGAUUUGGCCUUCUUAACUUCCAUUCAUUCACGGCGGUUUUUAAUCCAUCAAUGUAGUGAGGAGACUACGUGCCCAAUGAUCACUCUGGGCUCACGCAGCAAAUGGCACGGGAUCUAACGUAGCACAUCUAGGUUGCUAUUUGAUGAUAUCUAGUGCGUGCGCGAGUGUUGUCGGAACAUUAAAAAAAGUUAACAAACACCACAUUAUGCACAACACGAGCAUAUGACAAUUGACUUUCAUAAACAGGACGAGUUUGAAGUACAGCACUCUUAAUUUGCCACUCAUUGUACAGCGGAUCUGUACGACAUUGAAGCCACCGCCUUAAGCUUUUGUCUUUCCUCCCUAGCAAUGAUCCUCGUGCGCCAUUAAAAAAAAAAGCAGCUCCCGCCCAGUUUUGGGGUGGAGGGGAGGGGGGUUCUUUCUUUCUUUUUUUUUUUUUUCAGGGUAAAGUGGACAGCUUGGCCUGCGCGCUUUUCAGCAGGAGCAAAAAAAAAACAGUUCGGAAAAUACAUUUUGGGAGCUUUUUAUGGAUCGAAUGUUUUUGCGUAUUGAAUCGAAGAGGGUGUAAUGAACGGUUCAAUAUAUAACCCAUAAUUAGCUGGGAUUGGCUCCAGCACCCCCGUGACCCUAGUGAGGAUAAGUAGCUCGAAAAAUGAAUGAAUGAAUGAAUGAAAAAAAGGUAUCUCUUUGAAGUGUGGUGUUCAUUCAAUUUGAUGAUGCACCAGUGGUUAAUUGGGGCAUGCCUCCCCAACCAUGUAAAACCAUCAAAAGUAUUAGGUUUCUAUAUACAGUACUUUGAUAAGAAGACUUCCAUGCAUAUUUACUAAACACCACAUCCCACAUGAAAAUAAAGUCAAACUCCUCCAAUAGCAUCAUUUAUUUCUUGAUAUACUACUAAAACAUAAGCUUUACAGGUGCAUUGCCUGGUCUUUGGCUAGUAUUUGUAUUUAAAUACUUUACUGUGUAAAAGCUUCUGCUUUGACGCAUUCUAGCAUCAGUCAUGUUAAGGGGAUGGACGGUGUCUCUUUAGAGUGCAGUUUGUUUUAUCCAGUUGGGCAAUGCACAUUGUGUUCAACUGGGACAUGAUGUCUAGUAGAGGGGAGGAAAUUGACAACACUGAAGGCAAUUCAGAUAAGCAGCAUAUAAACCUGCUGAUAGUGGAUACAGUACUGCAUUGGAGUCAACAGCUUUAUGAAAUAUACUGCAAUAAAUAACUGUUAUAGAGGGAGGGAGGGAGAGACUUUGUCACUCCUUUUAAUCUGACAUAAUGCACAAUUUGAGAUGUAAAAAGUACUCGGAGGCAGUUUUUUUCUCUCUGACCUUCCUCCUCGGGACAAUACAUUCUAAUAAAACUUGUAACCGCAGCUGUUGCCUGGCAACGUGUCAAGAACCUACAAUUUUAAUGUUACUGUUGGGUUUUGUGAUGUUUGGGACCUGACCUGGGCGCAUAUUUUACGUUGGGAAAGAGCUCAAGGCACAAUAUCAAACAAAUAUAACAAAAAGUACUGUAAACUGAAAUAAUGAUGCUCCUUUCUGAGUUUCCUCAGUAGUCGUGUUUUCAUGAAGCCUUGCAUUUUGCCUGGAAUCAAACAGAAUUAAUCACGUCUCGACAUUUUGGAAUCCAAUCAAGAAUUACGGGAAAAUUGCCACAAAGUCAACCCUGACAAUUGAGUUCACACUGUUUAAGGGAUACUGAUUAAACCAACAUUAUGAACCUUUUAAGCAAGUUUUACUUAGAUCAUUAAGUAGGCUUGCAUUAUAUGAUCUUUUUUUUUUUCUUCCCCUGGAGCACUACUUGGCAAUACAACAAAGUACUUCAACCAACAGCAGACUUCUCGCUGACAUUGAUACACACAAAUCACUAGCAUACACAGCAUAUAUAAAUAUGAUGAGAUAAUACCGGUUAGCUAUUGCCAAGCUGCUAUAGUGAGUUGUCUUCAUAUAGGCCCCACACUUCCCACACCCUGCUGAGCGUUCCGUGCAACAUUAUCCCAUGGCGGAGCACUAGAUGUUAUUGCACCGUCCUGCUCAAACAAGCUCCUUGCUUGACCUGUUUUCAUUCGGUGCGUGUUCGCCGCCUCCAGAUGGAAACACGUCUGACUGUCUCUCCAUCCGUAGUUUGCUUGGAGAUCUUUGAUGGCCAAUUGUUUCUUCCAAAUACUAUAGAAACUAUGUUUUAAUAUUUGUUAUGGUACACCAGCAUCAAUAGAGAAAAAAUAAUGCGAAAUGAAUGGUAUCAACAAUUAAACAAAGUUUUUGUCUCUUAACGGAUUUUUAAAAUGUAAGAGGCCAUUUGCAUCAUGAGGAAAUAAAUAGCCACGAGCUGCUUUUAUCAUGUGUUGUGUGCGAGAACUUAAAAUAGGACAAACUGUAUAAAGACAUCGCUAGUGUCAAUCGUGAAUCUUCUUGCUGAUUACAUUUGUCACCCAACUGUUUUCCUAGCAGAUCGUGGAGAAAGAAUCUCUCAACACACGACUGGGUAAUUCCUCAAAAUAAUCUAUAACACAUCCAACAAUGAUCCCUUUGCUACUUUGCAAGUGGUGGACUAUACUCAGAUUAAGGCUGAAAGACCAUAUCCUUUUGUGGCACAUAAUUUUUGCUGAAAACUGCAAAUUGUAAAACAUUUUGGGUCUUCGAUCACUGGAACUAAUUUUUAAUUUCUAACACUAAUAAACUAAAUUCAUUUUAGGAUGAAAUUGUUGUCUGAUUUGGAUUCAUGGAGUAAAAAGGACUCGCCGCAGAUAUGCAUGUCAAGUUCUUUUUCCUGGAAAGACAUUGAAGGGGGGCAAAAUAACACUGGGCUUCUGUUUUAAGAGCUCUUGCUCUCAGCGUGUCAGUGGGUGUCUUUCUGAAAAUAGACUUGUCGCUGUGAGCGCUUGUAACAAAGGGCCAUGACACUGAUGUAGUGGGUGGCGGGUAAGAUCAGCAGACCCUUGGAAAAAAAAAAAAGAACCUCUCAGCUGAGUUACUCUGCCCACAGUAAAUCUAGAGAAGCUCGGCUGUGCCCUCACGUUGUCUGGGUCCAAAGUGGUCCCAUGACGGCGUAACACAAGAAAGAGCCCUUUAUAUGAUUCGGCAUUGACGUUCCAGAGUAAAGAACCAACUUGCUGUGGGGUUAUGUUUUAGUAGCAUAGGUUUUGUUGCUUAUUGUUUUAAGGAGGCAUAUUUAUGAAAAUAUCAGAACAGUGAUUCUUGUUGGGCUAAUAUUAGGGUUAUAUCUAAAAGUCAAUAGGGUUAAUCAGUGAUUUUAUAUUGGGACCAUAUUAACUAGCCCUGCACUAAUUGGCUAAUGUGUGAAAAGUUGCGGGUUUUGGGGCAAUCGUACAAAUUUACAGGCCUUACAUAACUCUUCUUACAGCAUUCUCUUCAAUACAGAGAAAAACAAUCAUAAUAAUGAGUAAUUUUGGGGGGAAACUAAUGACAGAAUAAAAAAAUCCUCUCCUGAGACGAGUGGCUACAAAUGAUCAGUGAUUAAUACAGUGAUGAUUGCAAAAAACAAGAACUGUGAAAAUUAAGAAAGUUAAAAAGAAAUCCUUUAACAUGAUACCAAUCAGCUGAAAACAAUAGGAUCUACCAUGAUUUUUGUUUAUCAUAGGAUCAACACCAUUCAGAAAUUUGGGAGUUCCAACUGUUCUUUUCUCCAGCUGUUUUGACAUAAGCUGUUUAUACGCUACAUUCACUCACUUGCAUUAACAAGUCAGGACAAGAAAUAUGGUGUGUAAAGUAUAGCAGAAUUUUUUGGGGGGGAGGGGGGGAUUUUGAUGAAUGAUGUCACCACAAAAAAAAAACACCUAUAGUUCUCUUUUGAAAUUUUUGCCAAGCCCAUUACAGUACUAUUCUGCUUUUUCUAUCAGGUUCAAUCUUUUGGGUUAGGUCGACAUCUCUGCUGCCUGGUUUGCAUGUGUUCGCAUCCUGUGUGGCUGGCGUAGAUGUUUCCUGUCUUCCUGUUUCUGUCACAUCCACCUGGGCUCCUGCUGGGUCUAGACAGCCAUCUGUCACAUGCAUGCAUUGAAAAAUACCUGAAAUAGCUUUUGUAUGACAAGCAUUGUCACCCAAAAAACAGACAGUUAUCGCUCUUUUACGGUGGUGUAUUGUUCGAAUGGCAAUAAUGUAACUCCAAUUUGUAUCAUCAUCAUGUACCCCCAUUAUGUAUCGUCAUUCUAUUAUCAUCGUAUGACCACAUUUUUAACUCAAUUCCUGUCACUGUGGGAUUAUAUAACUUGACUACUCACUACUUGCCUUGCCUAUACUGUACAUUCACCUGUACAUUCCAGCCACUGAUGGCAACCGUCUAUUUUGCAUUAAAAAAAAAAAAAAAAAGAUUUAGUCACUCGUCCUCCAAUCAGUGCAUUAGCUCCACCGCUUCCCGCUCCGCUCUCUCAGCCGAGCCCUCCCUUCAUGUUUAUGUAUCCCUACAGCCGGCCCACAUAAGUGCUGCUGUCUAAUCGGGGCAUCCGCAUGCAGGGGUGGAGGGUGUUGAUGACAUCACGGGGCUAGCCACUACCCUCCAGCAGCGGGGAUCUUCAUUUUUUGCUCUGAGCGUCUGUGCUAAAAUGGAGACCAGCUCCUAGCAUUGGUAGCACUGGACUGCCUUCCUUCUGCUCUCCUGCUGCACCUCACUCAUGUCGGCAUGCGCUAAAGCAGCCGGCGGGAUGUUUCUGGAUGUGCCUGGCUCCAAUGGGCCUCACCAGCCUGUGGCCCUCUUGCAUUUUAGAGAUGUGCCCCCCACUGAGCAAGAAAAGCUCUUCAUCCAGAAGCUUCGGCAGUGCUGCGUCCUUUUUGACUUUGUGUCGGACCCGUUGAGCGACCUGAAAUGGAAAGAGGUGAAGCGGGCAGCACUGAGCGAGAUGGUGGAGUACAUAACUCAUAACAGGAACGUGAUCACUGAGCCCAUCUACCCCGAAGUGGUCCACGUGUUUUCCGUGAAUAUGUUCAGGACAUUGCCGCCAUCAUCUAAUCCAACUGGCGCAGAGUUUGACCCCGAGGAAGACGAGCCCACACUUGAGGCUGCUUGGCCACAUCUUCAGCUUGUCUAUGAAUUCUUUCUGCGCUUCUUGGAGUCGACUGACUUUCAACCAAACAUAGCCAAAAAGUACAUUGACCAGAAGUUUGUAAUGCAGCUCCUAGAACUGUUUGACAGUGAAGACCCCAGGGAAAGAGACUUUUUAAAGACUACACUGCAUCGCAUCUAUGGCAAGUUCCUGGGGCUGCGAGCGUACAUUAGGAAACAAAUAAAUAACAUAUUUUAUAGAUUCAUAUAUGAAACUGAACACCAUAAUGGAAUUGCUGAACUAUUGGAAAUAUUAGGCAGUAUAAUCAAUGGAUUUGCGUUACCGUUGAAAGAAGAACACAAAAUAUUCUUGUUGAAAGUUCUCUUGCCGUUACACAAAGUUAAAUCAUUGAGCGUUUACCACCCGCAGCUGGCCUACUGUGUGGUACAGUUUUUAGAAAAGGACAGCACACUUACAGAACCGACUGUAAUGGCUCUGUUGAAAUACUGGCCGAAGACACACAGCCCUAAAGAGGUGAUGUUCCUCAAUGAGCUGGAGGAGAUCCUGGAUGUCAUUGAACCCUCAGAGUUCGUCAAAGUUAUGGAGCCACUCUUCAGGCAACUUGCCAAAUGCGUCUCAAGUCCACAUUUUCAGGUAGCUGAGCGAGCACUGUACUACUGGAACAACGAGUACAUCAUGAGCCUGAUCAGCGACAAUGCUGCCAAGAUUCUGCCCAUUAUGUUCCCUGCACUCUACCGGAACUCCAAGACCCACUGGAACAAAACCAUCCAUGGUUUGAUUUACAAUGCAUUGAAGCUUUUCAUGGAGAUGAACCAAAAGCUGUUUGAUGACUGUACGCAGCAGUUCAGGGCGGAGAAAAGCAAAGAGAAAGCUAAAUGGAAGGAGCGAGAAGAAGCCUGGAUCAAGAUUGAGAAUCUAGCCAAGUCUAACCCCCAGUUUCUGACAUACACUGAACCCAUUGGUCCUCUUGGGCCGACGGACAUGGAGACCGAUGGGCCGUUACUAGAUGAUGUUCGCCUGCUGAAGAAAACGGUGACUGAGGAGGCCACACAGCUACAGAAAGACCACCGACGAGAGCGGCCGCUGAUGCGGAGGAAAUCAGAACUCCCCAAAGACAUCUCCACCGUCACAGCCCUGGAACUGCACCGGAGAGCCGAGGAGAUGUUAACCACGCACGAUGGCCACUAACGGGGCAAAAAUCCUGCCGUCUCUCGGCCCGGCCCAGCACAAUGCAUCCGUUCAAUCCCGCACUUCCCCACUCCUUGCACGGACCCAGCACGCUUCCGUGCUGGGUCAUCAUCACCCAUCACUACCUCCCUUACUCAUGUUCUCUCUUCUUGUCGACGUUUUUUUUCCUGGGGUUCUGUGCUACCCCCUUGUGGUCAUAUCUCGCCAGCGUUCUGUUCCAUACGUCUCUUUCUAGAUAUCAGGUGCUUUUACAAAAAUCCCUAAAAACAAUAAAAACAGGUGUUGUCCAGUAUGACGUAAGAAACGCAUCAAACGGAGGCAAGUCUUCAACAUAGUUUUUGAAGUAUUUAGGGGGACGGUUAUGCCUCCUUCUUUCCUGAGUUAUGUUCUGAAAAACAAUCUUUAUUUUUUAGGAGAAGCAAGUUGUUAAGCUCAAAAUUCCUUACAGACUUUGCUCCGUGACGUCGCAAUCCACUUCAUUGUCUGUGCUUCUUCCCGCUCAUGACCCCUCAUGCCCGUCUUUUGCUCAGACCCCGCAGGUAGGGACGACACUGCUUCACACAGGAGGUAUGUUUGUUUACGUUAUUUCUAGAAGAGCUCAAAUGCGCCUUUUUUGUUUUCUUUAUCGCAGUGCCUUUUGAAAAAGGGGGACAUUUGAUCAAGUAGAAAAUUAAAUUGAAAGUCCUCAAAGCACACGCCUUGCUUAAAAGCUCCCCUGCCCGACCCCUUCCCCCAAAAGCCAGGGGUCUCGUUAGAGGUGGGGGAGCCACUUGAAUGAACGAAGCACUUCCUGAUUACACUUGAACGUUUAAAACAAACUCUUUUAAGAGAAAUGUCAUGUCUCGCCCAUCGUCCAUUUUUACAAGAAACCUCUUUUUUUUUUUUUUUUUUUUGAUAACCCCAACCAUCCUGCCCCUGACCCACCCACCCACACCUAAGCACCCGCCGCCCUACCAGCACCCCUAACCAUUAAACUGAAUGUGCAAACUGUAAAUAUGAGCGACCAUCAUCAGUAUUGUCUGGAUGCUGGAUGCUUUCCCUCUGGAAAAAGGCUUUAAUAACGACUCCUUUUUGGAGGCUCUCCUGGUUCCAUAUAAGCUUUGUUGUCUUUACAGAAUGACUUUUCAAAUUUCAAGUGUCUUUUAAGUAUACGUCUCAUACUAAACUUGUUGUAUAUAAUGAUAUACUAUUAUUUUAUGUUACAAAUAAAUGUUUAGAAUUCAUAUUUUGUACAAAAUGUCCUCUUCACUCACCGACGUGUACAGAAAACAAAGGAAAUAGUCAGUUCAUGGUGAAACGUUUAGAAGCCCUAUAGAUUUUUUUUUUUUAAUUGUUUAUUUUUGUCUCCAACAUGUGUUGAGAUCCCAAGUACAUAAGCUUUUUCUUUGUGUGCGUGUGCUUUUAUCCAAACCUUCAGUGAUGUAAAUCUAUUUACAGGGAAUAAAGAGAACAUGUGAGUUUUAUAUUUUCAUCCAAGAAAAAAAAUGUGUUAGUCUAUUUUUUUAUUUUUUGCAUUUGUUUUUCACAGAUCUUUCCCUCCACAGAAAUACUGGAUACAGGGGGGGAAAUAAGAUACUUUGCUGCCCCCUGCUGCUUAGUGCAUUGUCCAGUUAUUUCCGUUUUAUGGCCCUCGGAAUCGGGGUCGUCACUCAGCAUUGAAAGAUUACUCGCCUUCGCCUUGUACUCUUUCUUAAUGUUAUCAAUCAUUAUAUUAAUCAUGCUUUUAUUAUAUCACAUUGAUUUUUAGCAUGAUGUGUUAUCAUUUUCAUCAAAAUUCAUAAUUUAAUGAUACAUGAUCAAACAUAACAAUGAAAAGUCAUAAAGCACAGGCUUUGUUGCAAGCAACGCUAUGACUCACAUUUCACAUACAGGUGGAACAACACAUAAAAAUACAAAUCCCAACAGUCAAACCAGGAAGUAAAGUGCCAGUCCAGAACUGCUAUGACAUUUUGGCAGAACACAGGUUUUAAAACUUAACUUUAGCCGUAAGUAAUGCAAAAUCACCAUUCCUAUUUUCUCAUGCAGCCAGACAAACACAUCAUGUCAACAGCCCAACCAAACAGAUUUCAGCAUGUACAGUGGUCUGAAAAAGUAUCUGAACCUUUUGAAAUUUUUUACAUUUCUG